AAUCCUUAGUCCGCAAUAAUGCGCUCCAUCACCAACGUGAGCCUCGACUCGUGGCUCUUCGGGGAGGACAAACCCAGCGGGAACGACGCCCCCAGUCGGUCGUCACUCAACGCUGUAGGUCCAAGUCCUCCACCUGCCCCGAAGAGAAACUCGGUGCGUCUCACAGGCCGCAGUUCACCGCCCAAAUCCAACAUGUCGGAGCUUUCGUACCCAUUCCCCGUGAGCUCCAAGCUGCGCAAGCUCUUCCGCCCCAACAAACUACAAUGGAAGAAACCCACGCACAAGACGCAUCGACAGCUGGUGGGGAUGGAUACGACGAGCUUCCAGAAGCUGCAGGGCCACGUGCCGUUCACGCUCAAAGAGCUCGUGAAAGACCCGAAGAAGCUGCCGUAUCUGCUGCAGUUUUUAUCUGUGGACGCUGAGAGUCCUAGCGAUACCACACACAGUAACUAUCACCAGGUUCUGCUCUUCCUUAUGGAGAUCGAGCAGCUCCAGACAGUGGACGAAGGGAAACAACGUGAACAGGCUCGUAAGAUAUGGCACAAGUACAUUGACAAUUCGUCGGAGUUUCAGAUCGCCGCAACACUAGAGCUCACGACCGAAUUGGAGCAGCUGGUGAAGGACAAUAUUGACAAGACAGACAAGGUAAACGACAGCUUCUUUCCCAUUCAGAAACUGGCCUACAUGAGGCUCACUCGGGAAGAGAUGCCGAGGUUCUUGAAGAGCGACGAGUACCUGCAAAUGCUUAUUGAUACCGAAGACGGUACCAGGAGGAUCCCGAUGGAGAGAGUAUUACAACAACCACGAGCAGCUCACUAUUUUCUACUCUUCUUGAUGCAAAGUCGACAGCAUUUCGAGCUGUACUUCUGGCUACACGUCGAGUACGUGCUGAAACCUUUGCUGGAAGAAGAGAAAUACGAGCUCUUUUGGCGACUGGCACGUGUGCUAGUGGACAAGGCACAGAAUGACUCGCAGGCCAUCACUCUUGCGACCAAGAACGACUUAUACUUGGCGGUAUCUAGUCGUCGCUUUGAUGAUAAACUCCAGCCGCCACAACCUGUAGCCAAGUCGCUAUUUAACAAAGCACAGCAAGAGAUUUUCGCCAUGUUGAGGUCGUCGUGGUACGAUCGAUUCACCAAGAGCGAUCUCUACAAAGUUGCGCUGAAGGACUCGCUUAUCCACUUUGAUCUCGUGGAAUCCAAAGACUCGCCACCGAAGCUUCUGUCCAGAGCCUUUUCAUCCGCAGAGUACUCGAAGGUGCACACCAAUGCUGACGUAGCUGAUGGGGAGAGUGAAGCGGGCAGCAAUGAGCACGAAGACGAAGAAGAGAGCGCUGACAGCAAACCAACAACCACUGAAAGCUCCGAUCAGUUGAGUGCGAGCAACAGCGAAGCCGGAAGUCUGAGCGAUUCGGAGGAGACAGACGAGCGUGGUUUUGCCAAGGUGGUCUUGAAUCUCGAGAGUAUCAUCCGACUGACUAAGCUUCCUGAAGGACUUCAAGUGCACUACCGACCCAACUACGAGUCUCCUAGUGCGAAUGCACCCGUGCCGAAGGAAGAUGACUGCGGUAUCGAUACCAUCCUGACGUUCGCGACGUUCAUGGAGAAACAGGAGGGAGAGGAUGCCGCUGCUACUCUGAUGCUCAUGCCUGUUCCCAAUCCACACAAGGAAAAGGACAGCAACGAUGAGUCCUUUGAGGACAUUGGACGACGAAUCAAGACUUUCCUCGUUCCGAGCGGACGGAUCCUCAUCAAGCGGUCAGGUGGUGAAAAGUGUCCUGCUGAUAUCCUAUUCCCUUUCCAACAAAGCGGUCGAGAUGGAUUCCUGUUUGGAUCAGUCUACUUGACGUAUGAGCCCAUGCACGUGGGAUCCUCCAACGACGAGAUUUAUGUGGCCAAAGGCUUCUGUUUGCUAUCGCAUCUACCGCUCGUGAACUCGCUUAGGAAGUUGGUGGAAGAGCACGUUCAAAGCGUCCAAGAGCCAUCCAGUGUCCUCGCGCAUGAUCGAUUAGCGUUGCUGUUUCAAAGCAGUCUCAGCUGGAGAAGAACGACUAUUACGAGUGCCAGAACUCACACGUACGUGCACCCGGAAAUGCGGCGUCUGGCUCAUCGGAAACACAGCAGCAUUUUGAGUCUACCUUUGAGUACACUGGAGACACAAGUGGAUGUCCCGAUGACGAUCCUUUUCGAGCAGUUUGGGACUGCAAUGGUCCUCCAGAUUCUCGCCAGCGCUGUGCUGGAGUGCAGUAUCGUAGUAGUUGCCAGCCAGUACUCGCUGCUGACCAUGUGCGCUGAGGCGAUCCGCAACCUGUUGCGUCCGUUCUCGUGGUGUCACGUGUAUGCUCCUGUGCUGCCAAAGCCUCUGCUGUCCUAUCUGCAGUGUCCCACACCAAUUCUCGUGGGUGUGAACAGCGAGUUUGCGGUACGAUCAGAUCUUCCAACGCGGGGUUUGUAUCUCGUUGCUGAUGUGGAUCGCAAAGUCGUGGAAUACGUCGGCGACCAGUCCGUGUCUUGGCGUGGUCUGGGGCUGCGAGAUGAUGUGGGUAAAGAGUCGAUCUUCCUGCCUCGAUGCUUCGAAGCUGCUAAGCAUGAGCUGGACAGGUUGCUAUUCCCGAGAACGCUGCAGUUCGACGCAAUAGGAGGAUGUGAGACGACGCCAAUUGAUAACGUCGACAGCUCCUUCGUGUAUUCUUCGCCUCCCGAGACGGAAGCUGAGCGGGAUGAGCAGGUACGAGGAAUCUGCUUUGAUCUGUUCUCGGAGCUCUUGAGCGGCCAUACGAAUGCCUGUCUGGUGGUGGGCGACACGAAGGAGUCUGUGGUUAUCUUCGACGAGACCGAGUUCCUAGCGACGCGUGCUGAAGAAGAUCAACCGUUCUAUCGAGCUCUGCUGCGUACACAAUGCUUCUCAGAAAUCGUCAGUGCACAUCGGAUCAACAUGGGUUCAAAGGAGACUGAUGCAGACACCUUGGACGCAGAUGAGGAUCUGCAGGAAGGAAUCAUCUAACUAAAUGUUUAUCAAUGUUGACCUUUGCUCACCCAAAUUUUAACAGUUACGCUGGCUCGCAGAUGUAUCAGCACUUGAGGCCUCCUCUUCGCGAUGAACUUUCUUCGCUGGCGUGUCUUCCAUCUCCACAUCCCCUUCGGCGGCGCGGCUUCGCUUAAGAGACUGGGCAUCAGCGGCUUCUUCCAAGACUACGUCCACCUGGCUACCAUUUAUCUUUGCAGCAUCCAUAUCAGCAGUAACCAUCUCGGUGUCCUCAGCCUCAUUGCCAGAUUCACUGUUCGCACCGUUAAUAGACACCUCUGGCGUCGUAGCCUGGUCAACGGC
This is a messenger RNA of Phytophthora nicotianae INRA-310, 3327 nucleotides long. RefSeq lists its product as hypothetical. Gene Ontology annotation, biological process: regulation of Rab protein signal transduction. The record is from RefSeq and is a predicted model, not a curated record. Gene Ontology annotation, cellular component: cytoplasmic vesicle. The transcript has a single exon. Bases 19 to 3003 code for a protein of 994 amino acids. NCBI's taxonomy places the organism in Eukaryota, Oomycota, Peronosporomycetes, Peronosporales, Peronosporaceae.